GGGUAUGACACGUGUUGUAUCUUGCUUUAUCUCAUUCGACUACAGACCAUAUGCCAUGCCUUUUGAUCCUCUCGCCGGGCCACCCAUCUUUCCGUUCUCCUCAACUCUGAUUCUGAACCUCUUCCUCGCCCCUCUUCGUCUCUUCCUCAAAGCUUGCAUUUUGAGCCGACCGACAAGCUCGUUUUCUCAAAGCCUCUAAAAAAGGCUCACGAUAAAUCUGUGUCCCUAUCGAACUCGCGGCCUUCCUCCUCCUCUUCCUUUUUGCCAACCUCAACCGAUUUCCCAGUAAUGCGUUCAUCACCGUUACUAUAUAAUCCAACACACAGGCUUACACCACCUACCUCUAUAUUGACGCCGAUGUCCAAGGCUGAAAUGGAAAUGUACAAAUCCUACGUGGGCAAAGGCACUGCCCGUUUGACCAAACGAAAGCGGCCCAGGGACGAUUCAGAUACUGCUGACGAACCGCCCGUGAAAAAAUACACCGGGAGGUCAGGCGUUGUCGUGGAACAUUAUAAUUCCCGUCCAGAAGUCGGUGUAAUACAGAGACUGGAUUCGCCUAUCAUCGGCCUCAAAAACUUCAACAAUUGGGUAAAAUCAGUUCUUAUAUCAAAGUUUGCACAUCCUGCACUGGCUGCAUCCAGUGUACGAACACAAAAAAAUAAAGGCAAAGUUCUGGACCUUGGAUGUGGAAAGGGUGGUGAUAUAACAAAAUGGAGUAAAGCUAAGAUUAGCGACUAUGUAGGUGCAGAUAUCGCCGCUAUCUCAGUCGAACAGGCUCAAGAACGGUGGGAGACCAAUCGCAACGCCAGCCGUUUCCAAGCGUCGUUUGCCACUUAUGAUUUCUGUACUCAAAACCUUGAGGACGUUUUUAACCCUGAUAUUCUGGCAAAACCUUUCGACGUCGUGUCGUCGCAAUUUUGCAUCCACUAUGCUUUUGAGAAAGAGGAAACUGUACGAAGGAUGUUCCGUAAUGUCAGUCGCUGGCUGAGACCCGGCGGUACGUUUAUUGGAACAAUACCCAACGCCGAGCAACUACUUGAGCGUUUACGAGAACUUCCGCCCGAGAGCCAGGAUCUUUCAUUCGGGAACGCUGUUUAUAAAGUUCGUUUCGAAUCACGCGAGCAUUCUGGCUUUUUUGGCCACAAAUAUUGGUUCUUUCUUCAAGAUGCAGUGCAAGAUGUGCCCGAGUUUCUGGUUCAUUGGGACAACUUCGUGUCCAUGGCUGCAGAAUACGAUCUGCAACUAUUGUAUAAGGAGGAAUUUCAUGACGUUUUUUCCGAGCAUCAGGAUCAUCCCGAAUUCGGGCCUCUCAUGGUGCGUAUGAGAGUAAUGGAUGUCAACGGAGAGAGUUCGAUGGACGAGGACCAAUGGGAAGCAGCUAACAUUUACAUUGCCUUUGCCUUCACAAAACGUUAGUAUCCUGGAUAAUGUAUGAUAUAUAAAAUCAAUUCUAAUUAGACCCCGAGUCAUGUAGUAAGUAAUGAUAAUUCGGCCCAUUGGUAACACAAGCCGUUACCGGUAACACAAGCCGUUACCGGUAACA
This is a messenger RNA of Lentinula edodes (shiitake mushroom), 1543 nucleotides long. Its product is annotated as guanine-N(7)-methyltransferase. The transcript has 6 exons. NCBI's taxonomy places the organism in Eukaryota, Fungi, Basidiomycota, Agaricomycetes, Agaricales, Omphalotaceae. The coding region runs from base 289 to 1416 and encodes 375 amino acids. The record is from RefSeq and is a predicted model, not a curated record. Gene Ontology annotation, cellular component: nucleus. Gene Ontology annotation, molecular function: mRNA 5'-cap (guanine-N7-)-methyltransferase activity. Gene Ontology annotation, biological process: 7-methylguanosine mRNA capping.